AUGGCGGAUGUUAUAGCUGCAAUUGGUCCUGGGUAUAAAAUCCCAACUUAUCAUAAUUUGCGUGUAAAUUUAUUGAGAGAUGCAAGGAAAGAAGUGCAAUUACUUGUUGAUAGUUACAAGAAAACUUGGGAGGAUGUUGGAUGUACUUUAAUGGCUGAUGGUUGGACAGAUAAUUCACAUAGGUCGUUGAUUAAUUUCCUAGUAUACUGUCCUAAAGGAGUGUGUUUUGUGAAAUCAGUGGAUGCUUCAGAUGUUGUAAAGGAUGCUACAACAUUGUGUAGCUUGUUUGAGGAAAUAGCUUUAUGGGUUGGACCAAACAAUAUUGUCCAUCUUGUCACUGACAAUGGAGCAAAUUAUAAAGUGGCUAGAAAGUUGUUGACUGACAAAUAUAGCAGUAUUACUUGGUCUCCUUGUGUAGCACAUUGCAUUAAUUUGACGUUGAAAGACAUAGUUGAGAUGAGUCAUAUAGUCAACCUUUCGACACGUGCAUCUGAGGUUACAAAGUUUGUGUAUAAUCAUUCCUUUGUGCUAGUUUUGCUGAGGAAAAAACAGGGUUGGAUAGAAAUUAUACGCCCAAGUUCAACCCAUUUUGCCACUACUUUCAUUGCAUUGAGCAGCCUACAUCGGCACAAACAUGACUUGCAAUCUACAGUGACAGAUAGAACUUUUGUGGAGUCUCGAUAUGCAAAAACUAAUAAAGGCAAAGCCUUUAUUUCCAUAGUUCUAGAUAACCGGUUCUGGGAUGACAUUGGUAUAAUUUCCAAAGUUGUGAGUCCAUUGAUGCGUAUGCUUCGGAUUAUAGACUCAGAUGAGAGGCCUUCAAUAGGAUAUGUGUAUGAUGGCAUGUACAGAACGAGGAUGGGGAUCAAGAAGCUGUUUAAGAACAAAAAAAAAUUGUACAAGCCUUAUACAACAAUUAUUAAGAAGCGUUGGGAUAGGAUGUUGCGCCAUGAUAUUCAUGCAGCAGCAUAUUAUUUGAAUCCUGCUUUCAAAUAUGACGAAGAUACUUUUUCCAAAAAACCUGAGGUCAUGUAUGGUUUUCUUGACACUAUUGACAAUAAAGCAGGUGCAUUCAAAAUGAGCAAGACAAAGUUACUAGAGGAGAGUAGAUUAUAUCGAGACCGUCUGGAAAGCUUUUCUCAUGAGCUUGCUCUUCAAACUUGCAAAACUACACGGCCGGAUGAAUGGUGGAGGACAUUUGGCUUUAGUGCUCCAAAUUUGCAAAAGGGUUGUUACAAGAAAAUUACAUAUGAUCCUAUUGAUUAUGAGAGUAUUGAUAAAACUGAAUGGUGGAUAGUUGAUGAGGAAGAGGAGGUUGGUGAGCUUAAUUACGAAGAAUUGGAACAAUCAUUAUAUGGAGAAGGAGCUAUUCCUAUAAAUGGUGGUGAAUCUGGUGAUCACCUUUCUUAUUAUAACUCAGCAGAUGCUUCAGAAGAAUUUUUUAUAGAUGAUGUUGUCAAUGUUAAUAAUGAUGGCGAUCCUCUACCAGGUGGUGUGUGA
Molecule: messenger RNA, 1500 nt
Organism: Pistacia vera
Lineage: Eukaryota; Viridiplantae; Streptophyta; Magnoliopsida; Sapindales; Anacardiaceae
Exons: 5
Coding region: 1-1500 (499 amino acids)
Source: RefSeq, a predicted model, not a curated record